AUGCUUUCCCACCGCCUUGCAGUUGCCUCCAUCCUCUUAGCUGGCUUGUCAUGUAGUAUUCCUACCAAGAGCCUGCCAACGUCGUCACCGAUAUAUCAGCUCGGUGCGGCUUCUGCUUCAUCGCUCGACAUGGGCUGGAAUAUGCUGCUUGUAGUCUCAAACACGGCAAACAAGCCGCUGCCUCAGUCUAACUGCGUUGAGAACCUGCAACCACGCAUUCAUCACAAAUUGGAUGCGCGCAAGAUUGACACGCAAACCUACGACAUCGCAUAUACAGUGGGAGGGAUAUGUCUGGGCUUGGGAUACGUUUCGUGGCCCGAGACAGAACCUGCCACGGCUACCGCAAUCAUCGAGAUCAACGAUGAAUGGGAUAUCGAGCCUACCGUCACUAUUGCCGGUCAUAAUACGCUCGUCACGUCUUCGGCCAAUGCUUGCUUGGCCGAAUCACCCGUCGUCGCUUGUGUCCUGCUUCGCUUCACCACAGAUGUACCGGAACGAUUCAAGGCUCAAUGGAGUGCAGAAGCGCUGCAGUGCUGCACGGUGCAAGCUGUCGCAGACGGAUGGGUCCACCUCGAGAAGAAGGAGCUCGUUCCCCACUCCUCUGCUCUCAUUGCGACCUGUCAUUGUGGUAGAUUUCCGGUCAAACCUGUCUGUACAGUCCUUGGCAACACGAUGACAGGCUGA
Mixia osmundae IAM 14324 is the source of this 684-nucleotide messenger RNA. RefSeq lists its product as uncharacterized. NCBI's taxonomy places the organism in Eukaryota, Fungi, Basidiomycota, Mixiomycetes, Mixiales, Mixiaceae. The transcript is spliced from 9 exons. Bases 1 to 684 code for a protein of 227 amino acids. The record is from RefSeq and is a predicted model, not a curated record.